Molecule: messenger RNA, 730 nt
Organism: Pyrenophora tritici-repentis Pt-1C-BFP
Lineage: Eukaryota; Fungi; Ascomycota; Dothideomycetes; Pleosporales; Pleosporaceae
Product: putative dash complex subunit dad1 protein
Cellular component (GO): mitotic spindle; spindle microtubule; mitotic spindle pole body
Molecular function (GO): microtubule plus-end binding
Source: RefSeq, a predicted model, not a curated record
GACAUGAUGAGAUGGGAGUGCAACAACGCGAAUAAACACAGUCAAGAUGCCACCACCUUACUUCCCCGUUCCAAAAGAGGACAUGCCGGCCCCAAAGUCAUAUUACGAGCAACAACGCGAGAUGCUCGUCACGGAGAUUGCCCAAAGUCUAGAAGUCGUGCUACAAAACAUCAACAAGCUAAACCGCUCGCUCGAAGAGGUCACGUCGGUGGGAAACGAGUUUGCGCCCGUGGAAUCACUCUGGAGUCACUUCGAAAACGUCAUGGCCAAGGAUCCAAACGAACAGCCAGAGGGUGCUCAGGAAGGUGCGACCGAGGCCGAAGGAGAGACGGAAGUGCCGGAGGAACGGAAGUAGUGAAUGCAGAACACGGCGUUAUUCUAUACUUUACGAUACCCAAAUGCGAAUGGAAAAGAGAGGCUUCAGAACAUGCGCAUGUAUCUGGGAAGGUGCUACUAACAGGAAUGAAGGAAGACAUAAAUAGACUACAUGUCAUGCAAUAUCCAAGACCAUGCGAUUGCAAGAGAAAGAACGGACAUACUUUACGAUGAUCAAGUCUGCGUUUGCAACAGAAAGACUCCAAGGGAUCGUUUCAUCAUAUGCGGGGGCCCUAUGAAAAAGCAAGGAAGAUGCAGGUACCCAAAGCACAGGAGAAAACUCGAGUCAGGGCAUUACUACAUACUUCACUACACUACAAGACAUUACUACAUCGAAAACUGACUAUCCAAAAAA